Molecule: messenger RNA, 3970 nt
Organism: Amoebophrya sp. A25
Lineage: Eukaryota; Dinophyceae; Syndiniales; Amoebophryaceae
Source: the annotation of a GenBank genome assembly
CUCGAAGAACAAGAAGUAGAAGUAGAUGUGCAUGAUAGACUUCGUCAUUGGACUAAGACAAGAACAAGAUGCGUCUACCGCACCAUGGUAAAUAAGGACGCUGCCGAGCAGAGGGUGCUCAUCUCUCCCUCAUUUACAAAAAUGACGGCUGCCUACCCACGUUUUGCGCGUGUCAUCGCGCUCUCAUGCGUGACCACGACCUCGCUCUGCGCAGCUGUCCCAGACGCUCCUGGCGACCCAACCGCUCCAGCCGACGCUACCGGUGUGGUUAAGCGACUACUGAAGAAGGGCAAGGUUGUUCCAACAAGCGACCGCGGAGACCACAGGGGCAAGGCGAGCAGAACGCCUGCUCAUGCUGCUCACGUGCGAGACGAGGAGUUAGAAAAGCACUUGCGCAACAACGUUCGAGCCACGAGCGAUCCUUUGUCGAUGCCCUACAAUAAUCUCGUCCAUGAUCCGAAAACAGGCAAAGUCAGGUUUGCUUACUCGAAGUCAAAACAGGCUGGCGGUGGCGAGAACGAGGAGAGCGGAAAGAGCAAAUCCACCACGUCGAACAAACCGAAUAACGCUUCUUUUCUCCAGAAGAACAAAGACAAGCAGUCGCCUCCAUCUCUCCUUGAUGCAGGGUCUACGGGGCAGGAUUCGCAGCAAAGCGGCUUAUUUCCGAUCAAGCUCAACUUCGAUGUGGAGCAAUUGCCGAUUGUUGUAUCCAUGGUCUACGACGCUGACGACCGCGCGCUGCGUCUGGACAGCGGCGGCGCAGCUGGCGUUGAGGGUGGCCCGAUUGCCGCCGCGAGCUUCACGGAUAGCAUAGAAUACCUUGGCUGGGCUCAUUUGAAUUUAAGAAGUCUGAUUGCCGUUACUUAGUAAGUAAACUAAAAUUCAACUGCGUAUACGUAGAAAUGUACUAGUCUGAUUCUGAUGGACCUGGUACUAUUAUUCAUGACCACCUACAAGCUAUUUGUACUCUAAUCGCCGUCACUUUGGGAGACGACUCGCUCUCGGUGGACGACGACGUCAAGAUGUAUUCCGCUGGCUACGCUGAGGGUAUCUUGACAAGCGUACGCAUUUCGGAAUUUUUCGCGAAUCACCACAAACUUCUGAUACAGAACGAGAAGAGUAAUCACGCGCUGAUGAACAUCAAAAACGUCGUAGCUGCUGAGGUAGCCGGGGUCAAGGAGAACAGCGUCUUCGAGGAGCACGUAAUGCCAGAAGAACCGAACGACCCGUACUGGCGUCAAAUUCGUUUCAUGCUGUUCCAGUUGUGGGGCAUGCUUGACGGCUACAACUACAUGGCGAAUCACUACGUCAUUCACAAACUCACGAUGCUAGACUUGCUCAUCCUCAAUUCGUUCGCGGAACUCCCACAAAUGAUGAAUGCGUUCUCGCCGCGAGCAGUCGCGGAUCGCACCGAAGCUAUCACUGCAUCACAGCUCGUUUUUCUGCAAGAAGAAGGACUGAAAAGAUCUUUCGCAGCUCAUACGCAGUCCUCAAACAUGGAGGGAAAUGAAGCUACGGGAGACCCGCUGGAUGACUGGCACUGGGAAAGACGGUUAGCGGAAGAUGGUACUAAUAAAUAUUCUCACUCUGCAAAGUCAGUGUCAAUUCAUAAUUUGUAUGCCCCUGUGGCUGUGCGUGAGCGUGUGCGUGUGACAUACUCAUACUAAAGAUUGAAGAUGUUAUCCUGGUAGCAGCUAUGAUCUUGAUCAUAGCAUUCAAAAGACGACAAACAGCACACUGUACUGCAUACGUUCGGCUGACGGAUACCGAUUUGAUGCUUGGGCACGCAACCUGGGGUGACUACGCGUCCAUGCUUCGCAUCUACAAGUUUUACGACUUCAGCUUGUCCAGUGGCAACACAAUAGCGAAAGUGAUUUCCAUGUCCUCGUAUCCGGGAUUGAUUUCAAGCGGCGACGAUUACUACUUGACAGACAGUGGCCUAGUUAUCGCAGACACCAGCAUUGAAAUUUUGAACACCGGAUUGCUGGACAAGGUUGUGCCGGUAAGCAGUAGUAGAACGCUUUUUAAUAUAACACGGACGCUUUUUGAUAUUGCUUAGUGGAACAACUUCUUGAACUAUUUCUACUGCUACUAGGUACAGGUUUUUGAAGUUGAAUUCAAGGACGAAUCCUCGGUUCAUGUUCUCGAGGUUCUUUACAAUCAAUAGCAUACUCAUGACCAUCCUGCUUCUGGUUUAUCCAGACGACUACACAAAGACAAACGCACACUAAUGCUCAGGACCCGCUCGUCCCUGGGUUUUUGCAUUUGAUGGCGGUAACACGGCUGUCGCGCAGUGGUGCAGAGUGGACCUCGCGCUUCCAAACAAUGAACAGCGGUACUCGAGCUGCUCAAUGGCUAGUACUAGACUACAACAACUACAUGCCGGGAAAAGCGCUGCAGGCAGGGACCUUCUGGGUUCUCGAGAUGGUUCCAGGUGCAGCGGAGGCACGCGAUUUGUCGGCUCAGCUGAACGACAAUAAAUUUUUCGGCUCUGUGAAUCGGCCUACGUUUGCGGCCAUUCGUGAAGCGACAGGCUUUACAGCUGCAGAAGAAAGUCACGGAGCGUUGUAUUCCGUGAACGACAACCCGCGUAUGAAAAUCUUGUCAGCAGCAGAACCAACGAUUAUGAGCGAGGUUCCCGUUUGUAGUUGUAGAAAUAGGCUUGAUGAUGCAGACAUCCUUUCGUGCUAGCCACUAAUUUUUCGGUACAGUCAACAGGAACUACAUAGGACGACCACGACGGACCUGUGUCUGUGUGACCAAUUAUUCAGGGAGUAGUCUCUAACAUCAGCCUCCUGGACAUGCGGGGAUUGAUGACAUCGAACGGAUGGGGUACCUGGCCUGGCCCCACUUCACCUGGGCAUGCGAUCGCCGCGCGUAUGGAUCUUGCGAGGCAAGCACCGAUUCCGAAUGGCGCGAUUGAUGCAAAAAUCGUGAAUUUUUGUCUGUCACGCCUUCUCUCCGUACAGGCUAAGUCCGGACCGACUGAUAACGCCCAACCUCCCUUUAGAUGGGAGAAGAAGGAUGGGAGCGAGCGCUUUCCUGGCACGUUUCACUACGGAUUGCCGAACGUGUGGACUUUCCCGUGGGUACAGGUAAGCGGAACUGGUGUUGACCAGCGACUGACGGAUAUCGAAACCUGCUCAGCGCAUGCUAUCGUGUAGAGAUAACUACUCCUGCAUAAAAAAAGUCUGCGCUGGAUAUUUGAUUAUUUUUUCCUGAAAAAGAAAAUCAAUGAAAAUGUUUUUGAUGUGCUCUUCGAUGGACGAUUAUGAGUUUCUGCCCGCGCGGGAGGGCGUUUUCAUGAUGAAUUCGUAGCUGGUACCAGUAGUACACUUGAUAUCGAACCAACGCGAAAUAUAGGAGUUAUCCGGUGAUACGAAGUAGCUCAUGCUUCUCUCGUACUAUGGUGCACAGGUCCUUAACCUUAUGUAUGAUUUUCCUGAUAAGUUUUCAACGGUUCUAACGCCAUCCUAAGGCUAAGUAAGGUAAUUAUAUUUUCUUUGAUUUAUGAAGCGCUUUCAGACCUCGUCUCUACGGUCAUCAGGAAAGUUGGCCACAGGGACAUAUGCACGCAUUAUGAAGCGCUGCACCGCUGCAGAAGUAGUCUUUUCCGUCGACGUGAACAGAGACAGAUCAUAUUUGUGAUUAUCGACGACAGAAGUGAGUCAAAGACUCUCCCGCUUAUUGAGAUUGAUAUGUGAUUUCGAAUUUGUUAGCGCUUCCACGACAAUGUUGACUUUGACUAAAACUAUGGCAUAGCUAGAGUUUUUGUAGCGACCACAUAGUCUGGUAUGCGCAUGGACCAGAUGGUUUUUCUUUUCCAGCACUAAACCCUCUGCACUUCUUACAACGCUGACGCAGCAAAGAUGUACAGGCAUGAAAAUAAGUUAGGUGGAUCUGUUCCGCUCUUUCGUUCUCCUUAGAUGAAGCAGGAGAGAGACAACAGGAAUAUCCAUGCCGAACGUGC